AGUCGACUAUAGAGAACCUUAAGCGUGAGAAGGCCUAACCUCAGAGCCCUCAGCAAACUGAGAAGCCACGCCGUUGGCUACCAGAGUCCUGAACUAUAACACGUGUAAAAGCGCCUUUGUUGGAGAAAACAUUGACUGGGCUGGACAGCAGAGGCAAGCAAGCCACGGAGAGAAUCCCAGUUUCUACACCUGGGACUUCAAAUAAGGUGGAAGAACACAGAGCUUGGAGCCCCACAGCCCUGACGGGGUAAUCAAGACCCACUGUGAGGAAGUGACUUUUACCUGAGGUCACCCAGAUGCUGACCAGGGCAGAGCAAAAGCACUAGAACUUGAAUUUUUGGACCUGCCUCCAGGACCCUGGGGAUUUCUACCAGGAAGCCUUCAGUCACCAUCCAGGGGAUUUUUUUCACCACAAAGGGUAAUUCCUGCCCCAUCCCUGCCGUGACUCAGCUGUGACGUUGAACCACACAAGCCAGAGAGAAGAUAAAGUCAUCAGAGAGUCCUGUUCACCAGAGAGGGAGGCCCAGGCCAGGACCCACCUCUCCUGUCAUCACAGACUCCACAGGGCUGGUCCCCUGCCCUGGAAGAGCUCAGACGGGCCCUCUGGCCGGCCUGGGACCCCGGGAUGGCCUCCAGCUCAGCCGGCAGCCCCCGUCCAGCCCCUGAUGAGAAUGAGUUUCCCUUUGGGUGUCCCCCCACCGUCUGCCAGGACCCAACAGAGCCCAGGGCUCUCUGCUGCACAGCUUGUCUCUCUGAGAACCUGAGGAAUGGCGAAGAUCGGAUCUGUCCCAAAUGCAGAGGGGACGACCUCCACCCCAUAAGCCCAGGAAGCCUUCUGACUCAGGAGAAGGUUCACCCUGAGAUAGAUGAGGCUGAAGUUGGGUGCCCCUUUGCAGGUGUUGGCUGCUCCUUCAAGGGAAGCCCACAGUCCAUGCAGGAGCAUGAGGUCACUUCCCAGGCCUCCCACUUAAACCUGCUGCUGGGGUUCAUGAAACAGUGGAAGGCCCAGCUGGGCUCUGGCCUAGGGUUCGGGCCCAUGGCCCUGGAGCAGAACCUGUCAGACCUGCAGCUGCAGGCAGCUGUGGAGGUGACGGGAGACCUGGAAGUGGACUGCUACCGGGCACCCUGCUCUGAGAGUCAGGAGGAGCUGGCCCUGCAGCACUUCAUGAAGGAGAAACUCCUGGCCGAGCUGGAAGGAAAGCUGCGCGUGUUUGAGAACAUUGUUGCUGUCCUCAACAAGGAGGUAGAGGCCUCCCACAUGGCCCUGGCCGCCUCCAUCCACCAGAGCCAGCUGGACCGCGAGCGCAUCCUGAGCUUGGAACAGAGGGUGGCGGAGUUGCAGCAGACACUGGCCGAGAAAGACCAGGCCCUAGGCAAGCUGGAGCAGAGCCUGCGCCUCAUGGAAGAGGCAUCCUUUGAUGGCACCUUCCUGUGGAAGAUCACCAAUGUCACCAGGCGAUGCCACGAGUCAGCCUGUGGCAGGACUGUCAGCCUCUUCUCCCCAGCUUUCUAUACUGCCAAGUACGGCUACAAGUUGUGCCUGCGGCUGUACCUGAAUGGGGACGGGACGGGAAAGAGGACCCACCUGUCGCUCUUCAUCGUGAUCAUGAGAGGGGAGUACGACGCUCUGCUGCCGUGGCCUUUCCGGAACAAGGUCACCUUCAUGCUGCUCGACCAGAACAACCGUGAGCACGCCAUUGACGCCUUCCGGCCUGACCUGAGCUCAGCAUCCUUCCAGCGGCCCCAGAGUGAAACCAACGUGGCCAGUGGCUGCCCACUCUUCUUCCCCCUCAGCAAGCUUCAGUCGCCCAAGCACGCCUACGUGAAGGACGACACCAUGUUUCUCAAGUGCAUCGUGGAGACCAGUGCUUAGGGUGGGAGGGUCGGCUCCUGAGGGAGCACCAGCUCAGACUGGGGGCUUAGCAAGAUAACCAUCAUAUCCUGCCCUUGACGUCCAAGACCCCAGGGCACAAGGAUGGGCCAGGGCUAGCAUGAUCUGAGCAGGAGUGACGGGUUGACCGUGGCCGGCCCUCAGCUGAAGAUGGCGGGACAUCGGGCUGGAAAGGGUCCAGAAGAAGGUGGGCAGAACUGCUCCCCUACUCACCAACCACAUGACACUGGGAGGUCAGGGAGCCCCAUCAGCCCUGAACAUUGAGGCAGACUUUGACCAAGAUGGGGAGAAAAUGGGGCCAGGCCCAGAGCUUCAGGACCUGAGCAGAGAAGAAGUCAGGCUGGGAGGCCUCUGUAGGGUACCACAGAGAACUGGAAACAGGCUUGCUCUCUUCCUGCCCAGGGGCAGAACCAGGACCAGGGGGUGGAAGGGAUGGGAUGCCCAUGUGAAUUCAGUCUGUCCAGGCCUGGACUGAGUUCCCCGUCCCUGGAGGUGAACAAGCAAAUCCAGAGGGCUACACUGGAGCAUCAAAUUGGGGGUUGGAUUUGAAGAACUUUAUGGUUCUUUCCAGCCCAGAAAGUCACUAAUUCUAGGCCUCCUGGCCCAGGCGAGGCCUAGGACUGUAGGGAGGUUUGGAAACACUCAGGAGCCUCAUGCCCUCUGGGUUCCUCACUCACCUUUAGUACCCCCAGGUGGACUGAGCUGGCCCACAGGGCACCUGCCACCCUGGGCCUGGCAGCUCAGCUUCCCCAACAUGCAGGAGCACACACAGCCCUUGCGUCUUGUCCUCCACCAGCCAAACACCCCUUUACUUCAUCCAGGUGAAACCAGGUCACUGUGAGCUCCUGGGAGCAGCCAGAGAAGCACAGAGGAGGAGAGGGGCAUAAACUUCCCACUUCCCUGCCUGGAGGCCCCACCUUUGGUACUUUCCAGAAUCCCACAUGACCUCAUUAACUAAAGCAUUCACCUCGCUCAGUUGACUGAUCAGGGCCUCUGAGCCACUGAGCAGAGGUUGUUCUUUGUAUAUGUAUAAAACCAAAGAAAGAAUUUUUUAAAUCUCAUUUAGAUUUUUCACAAAGUGCAUGGCUGUGGGAAUUGGUCAUAGCCAGCCAAGUUUGAAAAGUCCAUUGCUGAGUUUUGAGGUGAUGCCGCCAGUUCUGCAGGUGGCAGCAGAGGGCGGUGUGCCGGCAGGAACCUCCGCCUUGGCCUCUGUCUUCUCUGUCCUGCAAUGGGAGACGCACCCCCAGCCGGCCUCCCACAUUGAGUUCUCCAACCCUCAAAGGAGAUGCCACAUGAGAGGGACUGGGAGAGAGAGGCCCUGGGCACCGCUGCCUCCCUGUCACAUUCCGUUGGUGGCCUAUGUUUGACUUCUCACCUUGGAGGCCUCACCCAAUGUUCCAGAGACCCUGAGACUUCCUGCUGCUCUCUGCGGCAGCCUUCCCAACAGCUUACUCUUCCUUUGCUGAAGCUGUGAUAGACUUCCCUCCUCAAACCUUCCAGGUUUCUUCUGUAAAAUGGGCCAGUAGCCCUGCCUGUUCUCUCUAGCCCAGCGUCUGGGAGGAUCAAAGGAGGUGAGGGAGCAUCGUGGCACAGUGGGCUCAAUAGAUCAGGGGCCAGGUCCAGCCUGGCUGUAAACCUGGCAUCCUUUCGUGCCUCAGCCUCUUCAUCUGAAAACCAGGAGGAGCCCAGCUCACAGGGUUCACAGGAGGCGCAGCUGCAGUGAUGGGGCACCGGCGCUUUGUACGUGCAAUGGCGUCUUCUGUGCACGACAGGCUGCAAACACGCCAGGGCUGCUUUUUCUUGUUCCCAUUGCUGAUAGCGUGUCAGCGACAGAGACUGACUUGCUUCCCUUUGACAGGUGGAUGUAACAGGUAAAGGUCUGGCCUAGCAAGUUAUGGAUUCUGCCUCGGAGCUGGUGCCCUAGCAAUGACCUCUCUAUCCCUUCUCACCGAGUGCUGAGCUAAAGGGGGAUUCAUAGGACAAGGCACCACAAGGGACUGCUGUCCCUCUACAGCUUUAAUUGCUUGUUUCUGAUGGGAAGACACAUACUCUCUGCAAACAGUGCGAGAUGCGUCCAUUCUUUCAGCAAAGAUUCACUGACACUGCGUGUGUCACGUGCUGUGCUGGACACUGGGGAGAAGGAAGGUAAGAUGUGCACCCUGCCCUCAAGAAACUUUUAGUUCUGUGGGGGAAACAGGCCCAUAAGUAGAUCAUUAUGACUAAGAGAAGCUCAGAGAAAGCUCAGAAUCCCAGAUCCACUGGGUGGGGCAGGGAGGGCUUCAUGGCAGAGGUGGCAUUUAAACGCAGCCUGGAAAUAUUUUGAAAUGCAGAGGAUGGGGGGCAGGGGAGAGUACGGACUUGGAGACAGGAAGCGGGCUUGCCUACAGGUGGGGUCUGUGUGGCAGGACGGUGGAGGGAAGUGGAAAGGUAGGAUGAGCUGGAGUGUGGAUGGCAUCAGAUGCGGCACUGCUCUCCCCAAAGCCCCUGCUGGGUAACCCUUGGCCUGCUAACAGCAGGAUGAGACAAUGGUUUAAAGCGUUGAAUAAUUUCUCUUCCAACAAAGCUUUAUGUUAAAUGCAACAAAGAGCUCACAUUUCAUCUCUCAUAGGUGACUCAAGGAUGGGGGAGGCAAGACACAGGCAGAGCCCCUGUUUCACUGGGUCCUCACAACCCCCCAAUGUGGCAGGCACCCUUCAAUCCCCUUUUACAGAUUAGGAAACGAAGGCCUGAGACCAGGUGCCUUGUUUAAGGUUUGGGGUGGGGGGAGUUGGCAUUAGAAACCACGUCUUUUGUUUCUAGUUACUUUCCUUCCUCUUCAAGCUUCCU
This is a messenger RNA of Propithecus coquereli (Coquerel's sifaka), 4717 nucleotides long. It is a transcript of the gene TRAF1, whose product is annotated as TNF receptor-associated factor 1. The record is from RefSeq and is a predicted model, not a curated record. The transcript has 11 exons. Gene Ontology annotation, molecular function: ubiquitin protein ligase binding; tumor necrosis factor receptor binding; zinc ion binding. Lineage: Eukaryota; Metazoa; Chordata; Mammalia; Primates; Indriidae. Gene Ontology annotation, biological process: protein K63-linked ubiquitination; positive regulation of JNK cascade; regulation of apoptotic process. Gene Ontology annotation, cellular component: plasma membrane signaling receptor complex; cytoplasmic side of plasma membrane. Bases 626 to 1873 code for a protein of 415 amino acids.